This is a messenger RNA of Cuscuta europaea, 624 nucleotides long. The record is from the annotation of a GenBank genome assembly. Lineage: Eukaryota; Viridiplantae; Streptophyta; Magnoliopsida; Solanales; Convolvulaceae.
CACAUUUAUAACUCAUUGUGGCUUUAAAGGCAGCACAUGUGAUUCUUCACUGUUUGUUUAUCACUCUGGAUCUGACAUUGCCUAUUUAUUGCUCUAUGUGGAUGAUAUUUUACUUACAGCUUCAUCAGAUGCUCUCCUUCGGCGAUUUAUUACGGCAAUGAAGCAGGAAUUCUCUAUGACUGGUCUUGGCCCGCUGCAUCACUUUCUUGGAUUGGCUGUCACACGAUCUUCAUCCGAAUUAUUCUUGUCUCAAUCUCUUCAUGCACAAGCAAUCCUUGCACGAGCUUCUAUGACAAAUUGUAAGCCAGUAGCUACUCCUGUUGAAACUUCUGCAAAACUUAGUGCAUCUCUUGAUACUCCUCCAGUGGAUCCCACUCUGUAUCGCCAACUCACAGGGGCUCUCCAAUAUUUGACUUUCACUCGUCCUUAUAUCUCUUAUGCAGUGCAACAAGUCUGCCUCUUUAUGCAUGAUCCUCGAUAGCCUCAGUUUAAUGCUCUUAAACGCAUUUUGCGCUAUCUAUUCAUCACAGAGAAGGCUCUUUCAACGGUGGCCGUUGCAAUUGGUAACAUAAAAUUCAACUCAAUCAGACAAUAUAUCACGUGAAAAGAAUUGUGAACUUUAAG